AUGGUUCAAAGAAAGCCGCAAUUGUUCAGGUUGUUUGAAUAUGUUUGUGUGGGCCUUGCCUUGAUUGCUGCCGUAGAACUCUUCAAAUAUUCAACUCGGGUAAACUAUGAUUGGUUCCAUUGCACCCCAGUAAAGGAAAGUUUAGCAGCAGGGAGUUCUGCUUACAAGGUUUUCGCAGUAGGUGGCCCCAGCUGCGAUAAGCGAGGGGAAUUCAAAUCUAUCAUGAAAAAAAUCACUUCUGACUACGAGCCUCACCAAGGCGCCAUUUCAUUCUGUAUAAAAGAGAAUGACAAAGUCUCACCAAGACACUACCCGAUUGGAACACCUAAAGGCCAACCAGGCUAUGUGGCAUAUGCUGCCUAUGACCUCGAGUUUGCCUUAAUUAGCGAAUUAUGUCAAGACGCCGCUAUUAUGCAUUUUUAA
Messenger RNA from Lachancea dasiensis, 423 nucleotides. The record is from the annotation of a GenBank genome assembly. NCBI's taxonomy places the organism in Eukaryota, Fungi, Ascomycota, Saccharomycetes, Saccharomycetales, Saccharomycetaceae.